UUCCGGCUUCAUUUUUAAUGUCACGCCAGUAGUCACGCCAGUACGCUUUCCACGGAAAAACAACCGAACGUUACUUCUAAAUUUAAUCACCUCAAGCAAGAAUAAUUUUCCCUAGUAUAAUUGAGAAUUCCGUGGGGAAAAACUAUGAAAACGAACUUAGAAAAGCGAAAAUAAUGAUUCGGUGUGAGUUGUUUUACUUGAUCGCUGACUAUAGAUAUCAUGACAGAUAUUUUAAACAUAGUUCUUUCUUCUUCUUUAACAAGAAGUUCGCAUCAUUCAUCAUUCACCCGGUACCUAUAUAAAUGCUCGCAAGUGAAGCUCAGGUUCCUCGCAAGGGCACUCCACGCAUCGAUUUGCACGUACUUGGGAGGCUGUGUGGAGGACGCCUGGGGGUGGGGUGGGGGUGGGGUGGUUAACUUCCGGUUUCAAGCACGAAGUUUAACAAAAUUCACGUGUCACGUAUACUUUUAGAGGCGUUUAAAAAUGGCUUUUCAUAAAUUCACGAACCACGUAAGUCUUUUACUUGCUUUUCACACGUCACACACUCAUUUUCGCCCUCAUCGGGUGUGUCACGCACAAAGGCUUAGCCAUGGUCUUUGUGAGCAGCCUUGCUGUCUAAAAUUUAAGGUGACUGGAAACAGCUUCCAGAAUUUUUCAGCAUUUCUACUGUGAUGGAUGAAUGCUUUUUCCCAUUUUCAGUUACCAUUACAAAAGACAUUUUCUUCACGUUACAAGUUGCCAUAGCAACGGUCUAAACUAUCAAAAACACCCUAAAUUUUAUUAUCCGAGCUUGUUGACCUACAGUUUGUAUUACCAAAUUUUUAUCAGCGCCAGUCAUGGUUCAACUUUAAACAAGUUUCAAACAGUUGUGGGGACCCAUGCAUUGGUUUGAUGCCAGUAUUUAUCGACUAUUAUACCAGUAAUGUCAACGAUUAACUGAAAGGGAGCGGAAGUAUUUCGAUUCAGCAGGAGGUGUUGAAGAAUUUUUGAAACCGUAUUGAGCCACCAUACCUCAAUACACAACUGGUAAACAAAGUUAUAGUAAUUAUCGAGUUUUCAUGCCACAAGUCCCUAUGUUAUGGUAAACGGACUGCACCUUAUAUUGACCGUGGAGAGUAGGCGAGCAGGCAACACUGCCCUGAGGUUUCGGUUGGGUGUCUACCCUAAGGUGGUACUUCAAAUCAAUCUCUCCUCCGCAGAGACAAGGAGCCCAUGGAUUCCUGCAGAGACUCGUUCGUCAUAGAAAUCCGCCGUGCGAGGUAUUGCAGUUGCAAACCCAUUCCCAUCAGCGCCCCCUCCCCUCCCCCAAAAAAAAAUAACGAUGAAAAACCAAACUUAGCAAAUGAAUAAUCUAAAUCUAUUCAUGCUUAAUUGAUGCACAAUAUCAGAUCUAGUCACAUGAACAUCUCGAGUUUACGAUAAUGAGUGUAACUCAUUUCGCGAUUUCUUCUCUAUAGACAGCCACAGGGAUUAUUUGAUCAGAAAAUCUGAGAGUCGCUGCCUGACAACAAGAAAUAUUUUCGUUCGCCAGUGCAAAUCAGUUUUAAAUAGUUGAUUCAAUCAGUUAUUACUAAAGGAUGGAAGUAUUUUCACUUCCGUUUUAUGUUAUAGUUACAGGAAGUUACGGUGACGUAAUGGCUUGUUUACGAUGAAUGCAAAUUUCCCGCUAAAAAAAAUUUCUCGGUAAAACCAGAGGCAGUUUGCAAGACCGGUGAUAUAUUUUUGGCGGUUUGACUACAGAAGGCUCCUGACCCAGCAUAGAACAGCCGUUUUAAAAGGCGAAAAUGGGGAUUUUCUCCGGAAUACAGCACGCUUUUAUUGUCCUAAUUUUCGUGUUUGAUCUGGGAAGAAAUGAGCUGUAUCCAUCUAUCCAAUGGACUCCUCUCAACCCAAUAUUCAAGACAAACAGAACACAAUGCGUCCAUCCAAUGUCUAAGCUCAUCUUCGUGUGCCCGAACACCGCUACCACGGUAACCAAACUCGCUAGCAGUAAUGCCCUGCGUCCACUGUACGAGAAUCUGUGGCUGGUCAGCAGACAGAGUUAUGAGCGCUGCGCGGUGAAUCAGACAACUGACAGUGAACUUAUAUUAUGUGACAAGCCCUUCAACCUUAAAUAUUAUACGGUGAUUUUUAAGAAAUAUAGUGCAGGCGUCGAUCUCAAAUUUGAGCCUGGAAAGGAGUACUAUUUUAUAGCAACUUCGAAUGGCAAAAAAUCAUCGGUGAAAAGCCGCUCUGGUGGACGCUGUAAGACACAAAACAUGAAGCUCAAAUUCCAUAUUUGUACGAGCAGUGAAGAUCCACGUUGUCUAAGCGAGGAUAUGUGUAAUGGCGUUACGCCUACUACCCAAGCGCAAGCUACUGUCAAGACUGAAAGCACAUCAUCAAGGUCAUGCGCAAAUUACACUCUACCUACCACACCCACCACAGGAAUGAACGAUCCAGGUAAUCCUGAAAGUGAAGUGUUAGAAGACGAAUCCACUUACCUGAUCGCAAUUGGCUUUCUCGUGUUCAUGUGUUUUGCUCUUCUUAUUUUAUCCAUUAUCCUGAUCUGCCAGCUUUAUGGGAAGGGGAAAGCAACGUCAAUUUCCUCGCGUGAUAGUGCUUCAUUCACGAUAAGAAUCAAUGACUCUCCUGACGGGGACUGGGACUGAGUGCCUAGUUAAUGUGUGUGUGUGUGUGAGUCAGCGGUCAUCGUUUUACUGGUCAGUAUCGUCGCUUAGUUACCAUACGUACCCUCACUAGAGGAGGACGUGCGAAGGCUUUGAUGAUCCGUCCCGGAAAUUCUUAGUGUUUAGGCGGAGAUUGAGAAUUAGUUGGUCGAAACUUUAAGCUGUACAAUAGCUUAUAUGUCUUCCCCAGCUUCUUCCCAGGAAUUGCUGCGUGUGACGUCACGGGGGCGAAUUCGCUGGAAGGUCUCCUGUCGAUAUCAUUGCUUUUCACUUCAUUAUGUGGGAGGCGCAGUGGGAUCAUGGUUAAUACCCUGGACUCCAGAUCGAGUGGUCUGGGUUCGAGCCCUAGUAGCUCUCUCCACCCAGGUGCAUAAAUUGAUACCGGCGAAUGUCAUGCUGAGGGGUAACCCUGCGAUGGAUUAGCAUCCCAUCCAGAGGGGGGGAGGGGGUAGAAAUACUCCUAGUCCUUUCAUGCUACAGAAACUGUAAGUAAGAGCCGGCCUGGUGAGCCUCUAGGUUCGUAUGCAGACUUUAUCUACCUUACUUUCACUUCAUUAUGCGUAAAAGUGUAAAUAGCUAGUGUGCCGCAAUAUUAGUUUGUGAGAUUUUUAUCGGCAAGACCACAAGAGAAAUGUUAGUAAGUCUGCCAAGAACAAGUCAAAGGAUCCGCUUUAUAAUUGUAGAUAAAAGACUUCUAUGACGCAAGAGUGAUAUCGUCAUACACGCGAGUGAUUUUUUUUUAUAGAUAUGAGAGUUUUCAGAACCAAUAGAAAGUAAUAGCGCGCCGAUAUUUUUAGCUAUACAAUAGCUUGUUCCAGGCAUUACUCAACUCGUUCUCAGGAUUUGAUCAGCUUUGUAAUUGUAGAUACAUGUGUGAAAGCCUGAUGUUGUCAUAAACGCGCGAGUAAAGUAACAUUUUGUAGGAACUGUUUUUAAUUCUGAUCUAUAAAGUAUAUACAUACAUUCAGCGUUUAUAUUUCUGGACCAUCUUGCAUUAAGUAAUACCGAGAGACUAUGAGUCUAUAGGUAUACUGAAACAGAAGCUGAAUCGUCUAAAAAAUCGUUUGAUAUUCCACAUGUUCCAACUUUCUUCCUCCAAGGAAAGCUUGUCUGCAGUUUUAGUUAUUUUACAAACAUAGAUCUGAAUAACAGGCCUCCAAACAUCGCAGCAAUGACAAGAGGCUGUCUAGAAUUAACUUUUCAACUUUUUGAUGUUUAAAAACAUGUCAUUUAGUUCUUUUUCAGUCCAAUCACUCUCUCCAAUCGUGGCAAGGUUGUGAUUUUAAUUAAAAUUAUUUUUCUUUCAA
This is a messenger RNA of Orbicella faveolata, 3976 nucleotides long. RefSeq names its product ephrin-B2a-like. The record is from RefSeq and is a predicted model, not a curated record. Gene Ontology annotation, molecular function: ephrin receptor binding. Gene Ontology annotation, cellular component: plasma membrane. Lineage: Eukaryota; Metazoa; Cnidaria; Anthozoa; Scleractinia; Merulinidae. Gene Ontology annotation, biological process: ephrin receptor signaling pathway; axon guidance.